AAUGAAUGAUCGGGACUAUAACUUUUAUAACCUCAAAACAACAAUAAAAUUCUGUUCCUACAAAACAUAGAUAUAUCUUAAAAUGUCUAAUUCUAAUUUAUUCCUAAAGUCUGGGUUUGUCCGAGCGCCGUUGCAAAAUGGUGUAGGCCGUUACGUUCAGCAGUUACAGAGGAUUGUGUUAAAAUUCUGCAAAACUCACGGCGGCAGUCGAGGAAUGAGAGAUUAUAUUGAACAGGAUUUGGUAGACUUUGCAAAGCAGAAUCCCGGUGUGGUGGUGUACUUGAAGCCUCGACGUCACCGCAGCCCUGUUGUUGUUGCUGAAUAUUUAAAUGGUGAUAGAGUUUGGAUGAGUAUGCAUAACAAAACACAAACGGAAGUGACGAAAUGGAUAGAAGUCCUCCGCACCCAGGAAGGGGACAUCGCCAGCACUCGUCUCCGGAAGUACCAGCACACCGACUACCCAUCCGUCCAGGGUCCAUGGAGCCCCUUCACGUUUAAAGACCCAGAAUUGAACACAGUACAACUUCCAGACCCUAAAUUCGGCGCAAACAAUAGAUUGCCAAUGUCAGCCACAGAGCAGUUGAGAAUUAUGUUCGAAAAACAAAAGUUAAGUGAGAAAGAUUUGAAGACUGGUGAAUAAAUUAAUGUUAAUUACCAUCCAAUAGUCUGAGAG
This is a messenger RNA of Achroia grisella, 673 nucleotides long. It is a transcript of the gene mRpL43, whose product is annotated as large ribosomal subunit protein mL43. The coding region runs from base 83 to 640 and encodes 185 amino acids. Lineage: Eukaryota; Metazoa; Arthropoda; Insecta; Lepidoptera; Pyralidae. The transcript has 3 exons. The record is from RefSeq and is a predicted model, not a curated record. Gene Ontology annotation, molecular function: structural constituent of ribosome. Gene Ontology annotation, cellular component: mitochondrial large ribosomal subunit. Gene Ontology annotation, biological process: mitochondrial translation.